Molecule: messenger RNA, 2080 nt
Organism: Danio rerio (zebrafish)
Lineage: Eukaryota; Metazoa; Chordata; Actinopteri; Cypriniformes; Danionidae
Source: RefSeq, a predicted model, not a curated record
UGUGUGUGUUUUAUGCAGGUCAGAUCAGACAUCUCUCUGGCUUAAAUAAGUUUUGACUUUAUGCUUUCUUUGCAGGUUGCCAUAAAAGUUGUGAAUAAGGACUUAAGGAGUUUCGGAUACUGGUACACUAUGAAUGGACGUACUAUCCCGGAAGCAUAUCAUAUGAUGGUCCUCAAGGAACCUCCGCUCUGCCCGCACAUCAUUGAGCUGUACGAGUACGCCAUGGAGGGAAGGAAUAACUACCUGGUCAUGGAGUACGCGUCCUCGUACAUAACCUUGGAUAAAUUCAUCAGGAAGAACAAUGGCCUCCUGAGUGAGAGUGUUGCGCGGCAGCUGAUCAUGCAGCUCAUUAUCGCAACACAGCGCUGCCUUGAGCAUGGCAUAGAACAUGAGUCCAUACAUAAAGAAAACAUCCUGGUCAAUCCAAAGACCCUGCAGCUCAAGCUGAUUGAUUUUGGCAACAGUUAUUAUACUCAAAAAGGCUACUGGAGAUCCCCCUAUCUUGGAGUAACGAGAUACCGUCUACAGGAGGGGGAACCCUACAGAUCCAUUCGUUUUGCUGUUGAUUCACAUGUCAUGGCUGUUUUACUAAUGCUGUCCUAUAUGGUCAAUGGAUAUUUCCCUUACUCCAGAUAUAAACGUCCACGAUUUCACCCCAGAUUGUCAGCAGAAUGCAAGGAUCUUCUUCGGUGGAUAAUCAGUUACCACCCUCGAACAGGACCUGUUUUAGAGGAGAUUAUAGAGCACAAGUGGUUCAGCAUGACGUAGAGCCCAUCAGCAGCAGGAAACAGGUUUUAUACUUCCAUUUACGUCAGAUUGUUUUGCUGUUUUCCGCUUCUGCUUCCCAAAUUCUGCACUUCCUCCUGCGAGUGUUGCAGUCAGAGCUGCAUGUAAAUGAGGGCCGGUUGAAGCGUCCCUAUUGGUCCACCAGCUCUAGACCGACAGCUCCUCCUUUAGCCAAUCAGGUGAGGAAGGAAGCUGAUGUCAGUCUAAUGGCGGCCGAUGCGCACAGGCGACGCCGGAGAUUGAGUGUUAGCGCUAAUCCUCAGCUGGGGUAGAAUGUGUCUGCGGCAGGACAGCAUUAAUCGUUUGAAAUAAGUAAAGGAAAGCAGGUUCAUUCACGUUUAGACAGGACGUAGUGUUUUAUAUGAACUGGGUUAGCACCGACUGUAGAGUAAAUAUUCAUAUUAAGGGAAAUAAUCACAGAUUAAUAAAUGAAACUGCUGGAAAGGGGGAUUUAUUAGCAUACUGGUUUGGUUUAUUUCUCUAGCUGUAGGAUUAAUAGUAAACGGUAAAGUCUGUGUAUUAUUACUGUAGUGCGUCAAUACUUUAUAAAGACAGAAAGCCUGGUUUAGACAGUGCUCGUAGCUCUAACGGGACUUUAGGCAGGUUUAAGUGAGAUAAGCGCAUAUAACAGGGGCGUCGUGGGCCGGUUUUGAAGGCGUUUUCUCUUUAACAGAUAGGAUAGGGUGGUGUAGAUGGCGCUGACGGGGCAGGAUUAUAUGGGCCGAUACGCUAGAUAUAAGAGCCUCCUGCCACAGACAGAUUUUAGCCCAGCUGUGGAUUUGUCAGAUCUGAUGAGGAUUAUUUCUAGUGCUGCUGCUCUCAUCUUUCUGCUUUCUUCUUCUUCUCACUUGUUCUCCAAGCGAGCGCUGGAUUUCUGCAGAUUAGCUUUAACAUAAACCAGCAGCUCAAAUAGUUUAAUUUUAACCGCAGGGUUUGGUAAAUAACAGCAUUUUAGUCAAGACUGGGGGAUUUAGAUAGUGUUUAUGGACACAAGUGUAGUUUAGAGUUGGACUUUGUAAUAGAUUUAUUGAUAUUAUUAAGCUCAUUGAUAAUGUUGUGGAAAUCCUGUGCUCGUUUGUAGAAAUUCAUUGGUCCUCAUUGAUGAAACAUUUGUAAAUAUCGGAGUAAGUUAGUGAUAGAUAAAGGGUGGAUAGAUAAUCGGGUUCGUUAAUAUAGAGGAAUAUUUAUCUUUCAUUAAUGAGGCCAAAUCUCAGCUCUUUCUUUCUUUUUCUGCUUUUUCUGCUUUCCCAGUUCCUCUAAACAUUUUGUUUUGGGAUUAGGGUGUUUGUUAGGG